UGAUUUUAGUGAUGCUAAUUUUUAUGAUGAAUAUGAUGAGAUUGACGUUAUUGAUGAAAUCGAUGUUAAUAAAGAUUACAAUAACAUGGAUGAAUAUAGUGAUGAUACUAAUGAUAAAGAUGAUGAUAACAUUUAUGAUGAAUUUAAGUCAGCAGAUGAAAUCACAUCGCUCUUUUCAACUAAUUUCAAGCGAAAUCCAAAUGUUGAAUAUAAAAGUAAAUUUAUAAAUACCGAUCACUUGGCAAAACAAUUUAAUUUAUUUCCACAAAAUAAUG
Dentiscutata erythropus is the source of this 275-nucleotide messenger RNA. Lineage: Eukaryota; Fungi; Glomeromycota; Glomeromycetes; Diversisporales; Gigasporaceae. The record is from the annotation of a GenBank genome assembly.